GCUCGGGGCGGCGUGCGGGAAUCAGCGGCACUUCUCCCUGAACGAUGCACGGACCUUUGUCGCUCGCAGCAGCCUUGUUGGCGCUUCUGCCUUUCAAUUCCCUUGUGUCGUGUUCCAUGAACGACGCGAUCGUCCUCGACGCCCCAGUGCUGCCUGUCGUCAUGGGUACAGUCUUGGAUGCGUACAAGCCGCUUCUAGCUGAAUUUGCAAAGAAAUCGUUGCCCGCGACGGUGGGCAACUGCUCCGAUUCAAACCCUCCCACUCCGUGCAUGGACACGGGGUAUCUUCUCGCUCAAACAUCGGCAUUGUACGACAUCAAGGCGAGAUGGAUUACUGGGAUCAAUGCUGUCAACGUGGGCAAUCUCGAAUACGCUGCAGAUGUCGCGACAGGUGCGGUGACGUUGAACGUGAUCUUGGGCUUUGAGUCCCUCCCGCUGAGUCUGCGCAUUGAUGCUUGCCUCGCCGGCAAAUGCACAAAGUUCUCAGAUGGAACGACUGCGUGCUGCGGCGGUCCCAAGACAGUCGCCAUCGCCGCCAAAGUUUCGUGCAGUGAGUCGUACCCCUUUCUCCGUAACUUCACAUUUACCAAGAUCGAAAUCCGACCGUCGGUGGAGCUCCAGUUUCCUGUGAAUGGCAAGCCCACGACAUUGUUUGAUGUGACCAAGCCUGUCGAAUCAGGCUUGAACGCCACUGCCGCCGCGUUCAUUCAAAAGGAAGGCAUGGACCUUCUCAACAGCCAAAUCAAGGAACUGUUUGGAACCAAGGUGUAUUGCACACAGCAAGCCAAGGAUGCUGCCACGAAAGCGCCCACUGCAGUACCAUCGUCCACUGCAUCUCCUGAAAGUUCUUCGGCAAGUCCCCCGUCCCCGUCGUCUUCGUCGUCAGGUACAUCGUCUCCCAAUGCCGAUGCUCCCGCGACGUCCGUUCCUUCGCGAACUUCCCCCGUCCCAGCUUCCGCAGCGGUGGCACCAAUUUUCUCCGUCGCGUUCACGCUGGUGUUCAUGAUUGCGACGCUGCUGGUCCUCGAUACAUGCUAAUCAACAGCAGUUGUAUUCUUAAUGUACGAGAUCCCCGCACACUCUAGUGAUG
This is a messenger RNA of Aphanomyces invadans, 1089 nucleotides long. RefSeq lists its product as hypothetical. The transcript has a single exon. The coding region runs from base 45 to 1037 and encodes 330 amino acids. The record is from RefSeq and is a predicted model, not a curated record. Lineage: Eukaryota; Oomycota; Saprolegniomycetes; Saprolegniales; Verrucalvaceae.